CUAACACGUGGAUCAAAUGGCAUAUUUUUCUGAUAUUUAAUAAGGAGCCUUAUCACCAUUAUGAUGAACCGGGAGAAGUGGGUUAACCUCAGUCCUUCAGAAUUUUCUCAGCUUCAGAAAUAUGCAGAAUACUCCACCAAGAAAAUUAAGGAUGUUCUGGAAGAAUUCCAUGGUAAUGGUGUGCUAGCAAAAUAUAAUCCUGAAGGGAAACAAGACAUUCUUAAUCAAACAAUUGAUUUAGAAGGUUUCAGGCUAUUCAUGAAGACCUUUCUGGAAGCUGAGCUGCCCGACGAUUUCAGUGAACAUCUCUUUACAUCAUUCAGCAACAAAAUCUCCCAUUGUAGCCCCUUAGUAAAAAGCAAGCCCCAACUCCUACCAGGAGGUUUGAGAAUUAAUAGAGGUACCACUACAUCACGACCUGCUGCUCCUGCCAAUUUACAUGUACCAGAUGUAAUCCAGUUGAAAGACAUUGUUUGCUAUUUGUCUCUGCUUGAAAGAGGAAGACCUGAAGACAAACUAGAAUUUAUGUUUCGCUUGUAUGACACAGAUGGAAAUGGGUACUUGGACAGUUCGGAGCUAGAAAAUAUCAUCACUCAAAUGAUGCAUGUUGCAGAAUAUCUUGAAUGGGAUGUCACUGAACUCAGUCCAAUCCUUCAUGAAAUGAUGGAAGAAAUUGAUUAUGACCAUGAUGGCACAGUAUCUCUGGAGGAAUGGAUCCAAGGUGGAAUGACGACAAUCCCACUCCUGGUGCUCCUUGGAUUGGAGAAUAAUGUGAAGGAUGAUGGGCAGCAUGUAUGGAGACUGAAACACUUUAACAAGCCUGCCUACUGUAAUCUUUGCUUGAACAUGUUAAUAGGAGUAGGCAAGCAGGGUCUCUGCUGUUCCUUUUGCAAAUACACAGUCCAUGAACGCUGCGUCUCAAGAGCACCUGCCUCUUGUAUCAAAACAUAUGUGAAGUCCAAAAAGAACACUGAUGUAAUGCACCACUACUGGGUAGAAGGAAACUGUCCGACAAAAUGUGAUAAGUGUCACAAAAAUAUAAAAUGUUACCAAGGCCUGACUGGACUUCAUUGUGUUUGGUGUCAGAUCACACUCCAUAAUAAAUGUGCUUCACAUCUAAAGCCUGAAUGCGACUGUGGCCCUUUGAAGGACCAUAUUUUACCACCCACAGCAAUCUGCCCAAUAGUAUUGACUCUACCCACUUUAGGAGUUUCACUCCCUGAGGAAAGACAGGCAACUGUGAAAAAAGAAAAGAGUUGCCCCCAGCAAAUGAACAAAUUGGGAGAACAGACUAAGAUGCAAAGAGCAAAUUCUGUCACUGUAGAUGGACAAGGACUUCAGAUCACUCCGGUUCCAGGAACUCAUCCGCUUUUAGUUUUUGUCAACCCUAAAAGUGGGGGGAAACAAGGAGAAAGAAUUUACAGAAAAUUUCAGUACCUUUUAAAUCCUCGUCAAGUUUACAGUCUUGCUGGAAAUGGACCAAUGCCAGGGUUAAAUUUUUUCCGAGAUGUUCCUGACUUCCGAGUACUGGCGUGUGGUGGAGAUGGAACAGUGGGUUGGAUUUUGGAUUGCAUAGAAAAGGCAAAUUUGCUUAAACAUCCUCCAGUUGCUAUUUUGCCUCUUGGGACUGGCAAUGAUUUAGCAAGGUGUCUGAGAUGGGGAGGAGGAUAUGAAGGUGAGAAUCUGAUGAAGAUCUUGAAAGACAUUGAGAACAGCACAGAGAUCUUGCUGGACAGAUGGAAAUUUGAAGUCAUACCCAAUGAUAAAGAUGAGAAGGGAGAUCCAGUGCCUUAUAGCAUCAUCAAUAAUUACUUUUCUAUUGGUGUGGAUGCUUCAAUUGCCCACAGAUUCCACAUCAUGCGAGAAAAACAUCCAGAGAAGUUCAACAGUAGAAUGAAGAACAAAUUUUGGUAUUUUGAAUUUGGCACUUCUGAAACUUUCUCAGCCACCUGCAAGAAGCUGCACGAAUCUGUAGAAAUAGAAUGUGAUGGAAUUCAGCUAGACUUAAUCAAUAUUUCUCUGGAAGGAAUUGCCAUUCUGAACAUUCCAAGCAUGCACGGUGGAUCAAAUCUUUGGGGAGAGACCAAAAAAAGAUGUAGCCAUCGUCGAACUGAAAAGAAGAGGUUGGAUAAAAGAACCACUGUCACAGAUGCCAAGGAACUGAAGGUUGCAUGUCAAGAUCUGAGUGAUCAGCUGAUGGAAGUGGUUGGUCUGGAAGGAGCCAUGGAGAUGGGUCAGAUAUAUACAGGACUGAAAAGUGCUGGUAGGCGGCUUGCACAGUGCUCAUCUGUUGUCAUCAGAACCAGCAAGUCGCUGCCCAUGCAGAUUGAUGGAGAACCAUGGAUGCAGACCCCUUGUACAAUAAAAAUUACCCACAAGAAUCAAGCCCCAAUAUUGGUGGGACCUCCUCCAAAAACCGGUCUAUUCUCCUCCAUUAUCAGAAGAACAAGGAACCACAGCAAGGAAUAAGCCUCUGUAGUUUAGUUCUUAGAAAACAAAUUAGCAGCGCUGGGCUUUGGAAUAUUUAUGCCGGAAAUCUUUCAAAAGUUUUAGAAUAUCCUCUACUCACAGAAUUCUGGAAUUUGGCAUAAGAGUUUCAGUGACUGAGCUAAUGUAAAAUUAUGCUGUUAGAAAAAUUUAUUGUCACUUUUUUUUUUAGGCAUUUUGCAUGAGGAAAGCAGAUGUUUAUGUACAGUGAUAUGGCAUCUUUUUGUUGCAUGCAUUACCAUUUACUAAUUUAUGGGAUAAUUCUGCCAUGGAACACGAGGAGGGAAUGCUCUGGGUAAUUUGAUUUAUUUGGUAAGAUUUUAUUUGUAGUUAAUUCUAAUGCAAUGAUCAUAAUCCAAAGAUUCUGUAGUUGCCCUCUUGAACCCAAGCACCUUCAGAUCAGCAAUUGAUUUGACGUGUAUCGCAUAAGAGCUUGGAAGUUCACAGGUCCCAUUAACUUGGCCUUUUACAUUUAACAUUUCUUGCCACUCUAGUGAAUAUUUUUCCUCAGCAAUUUAACCGCACUGAGCAGUAUUAAAAUCCUUUUCCUGUGCUAAAUUACCUUUCAUCUUUCAAACACUGAUGCACGUGAGUAACUUUACACACACACAAAGUCCCAUUGGAUCACUGGUACUAUUCACAUGCAGAUAACUACUCACAUGUGUAACUUUUUGCAAGAUGGGAAGUCAAUGCAGGUUUGCCUGAGUGAGGACUACAGAGCUAAAGGUUAAAGGAGAGCGAACAAAGGCAAUGCUACUUGCAAAACUAGUCAGCAGCAUUGUUUGUUGAAACAUUAAAACAUUUUACUCAACAGUAAAUUUUUGUAAUAUGCCAAACUGUUGUUGUGGAAAAUUGACCACACAUUGAGUUUGGAUCAGAUCAGUCUGAGGCUCCUUUAUUGAUACAAGCGCAGGGGGGUAACAGCUCUCAGUAGCUGCCCCCUGAUUCAAGGAACACAAGCUUUUUCAAGCUUAAAACCACAGACAAAUUACACAUACUUCCAUAUUAAUUAUCUUAUUUGGAAUACAUUGCAAACUUAAUACAGGUCAAAAGCAAAAAGAACAAAUCACCCUUAUUAUUCACAGUUGGAUUUGUUUGCCGUUUGACUUUUCUAACAGUGCUAUUGAGGUUAUAUGUUUCCUAAAUUUGAGUUAUUACAAAUUAUGCUACUUGGGGACUUUUUUACUCUGCCCCCAUAUGCCCUUUAUACACACAAAGCCAUUGUUCUGCUUUGGGGACUUUCCAUACAAAAACAGGCUUGGUCAAUUCUUUAGCCCUGUAAGCUUGACCAGAGUCAUAAGGCCCCCCUAAAUUUUCCUUCACACUUUAAAUCAUCUCGCAUAUUGGCCAAUAGUGCAGUAUGUAUGCACACAAAUAACCAAACCACAUGCCUAAUAAACUGCAUUUUCCACCAAAGAUUUAGUGAAGGAGGCUUCAGAGAAAUGGGUUCAUUAAUAAUUAAUCAUGCACACUGGAGCAGACUUACUUCUGAAAAUUUACAGUUCUUUGAUUACCUUGGCAAUGUCCAAACUAAUGCUGGAAUAGGAAAAACAGUCUAUUAAUUACAAUUUACAUGUUCACCUUUCACUUGUUUCAUACAUGAAUAGACUGACACAUAAACUUGCUGCUUCACAAUUAAAACCAUUUCUAAUUUUGUUGUUAUUUAUAAAUUUGCAACAUCUCUCAUUUUCUCAUGCUUUAAAUUAGUCUUCUUAAGGAAAGGACAUGCUCUUAUCAGUUCCCUUUCUAUUCAUUGCUACCUGAAAUCAAAACAAUUCCUAUUAUAAUAAUUUGAGAGGCCAUUGUUUAGCUCUUCAUUUUCUCAGCCCUCUGAGAGACUUCUUAACAGCUUGGAAAUUGCAGCACAGGUCUUAUUGUUGAUGGUUUGCAUGGUACUGUCAGACUGUCUAAUGGGCAGGUCCAAGAAUGGCAACCUUUUUCAGUGUUGCAAUAAAUUUACAAUAUGAGUCUGCAGUAAAAUGCUUUUUUAUGCAGUCUUGACGUUGUUCUUUGUACAAAAUGACCUGCACCUCAUCGCUGCAUGUUUUAUGUUCUCAAACAUUCCAUCAGGGAGGCGGAGGGAAGGGCAGGGGGAACUGCUUGAAAUGCAUGAUUUAUUAGUUUCCUCCCACCUUUAUCGAUACAUUAAAGUGCCAAUGAGUUAUCCAAUCUAUUUUUCUAUCGAUUCAUUCAUCCUUGAAAAGCAAAUAGCAUUUAAUCAUUCUGUUGUGCACGGUACUGUGCAUGGAUUUAAGUAAAGCUGCUGCCAUUUGGUUACUUAGUAUGAGUAUUCAGCAUCUCUUUUGUAUAUAAUAGAUACUGAACAAAAAGGCAGUAUAGUGCUGGUGAGGAUUAUGUAUAUGAAAUGCGCUCUCAAUGUUCUGUAAACAUUAAGAGGCAAAGACCAACAUUAAGUUUAGCAUCAGGUAGAAAAAUGAGAUGACAAUUAUUCCUUAAAAUUAAGACAUAAUUCUCCAUUGCUGGGUCCAACGACGUUAACAAUUACAGCAGGAUUUGAACGUUACUUGUUCUUGUAUAUUACAUGCACUCUCUCCUGCACACACAAGAUUCUGAUGCAGUAGUUACUGCAGAUUUCUGUAAUUACAAGGUAAAAAGUAUUUGCAUAAAUAAAGACCUUGCUGGCAUAAUGUGCACAUUGGCUUUCUGAAAUUAUGGUUACAGGUAAUAAAUAUUUGCUCAUUUUGACAUAGAAUUUUCUACUGUUGCUAUUCAACCUUUUAUGUCAAAACGUGUUUAAUGAUAUCAUUAUAUAA
This is a messenger RNA of Mauremys reevesii (Reeves's turtle), 5261 nucleotides long. It is a transcript of the gene DGKB, whose product is annotated as diacylglycerol kinase beta. The transcript is spliced from 25 exons. Gene Ontology annotation, biological process: intracellular signal transduction; diacylglycerol metabolic process; lipid phosphorylation. Gene Ontology annotation, molecular function: ATP-dependent diacylglycerol kinase activity; calcium ion binding. NCBI's taxonomy places the organism in Eukaryota, Metazoa, Chordata, Testudines, Geoemydidae. The coding region runs from base 61 to 2469 and encodes 802 amino acids. The record is from RefSeq and is a predicted model, not a curated record. Gene Ontology annotation, cellular component: plasma membrane.